Ahaetulla prasina is the source of this 4719-nucleotide messenger RNA. RefSeq names its product serpin family H member 1 (gene SERPINH1). The record is from RefSeq and is a predicted model, not a curated record. Gene Ontology annotation, biological process: negative regulation of endopeptidase activity; collagen fibril organization. The transcript is spliced from 5 exons. Bases 185 to 1447 code for a protein of 420 amino acids. NCBI's taxonomy places the organism in Eukaryota, Metazoa, Chordata, Lepidosauria, Squamata, Colubridae. Gene Ontology annotation, molecular function: serine-type endopeptidase inhibitor activity. Gene Ontology annotation, cellular component: endoplasmic reticulum.
CCCUUUCCAGAAGUUUCUCCCGUCCUGCCUCCCCUUAUAAAGCCCCCUUGGCCCGGCGGCGGCUCGGCCCGAGGAGAGGCAGGCAGGCAGGCAGGCAGGCGGGAGAGGCGGAGGAUCCCCGCGGACUUUGCCAAGCCAGGCUCGCCCCUUGCAAGCCCCGAGGUCGUGACUGCCCUCCGUUGUCAUGGAAUCCACCUGGUUGAUCCAUCUUCUAGCGCUCUGCGCUCUCGCGACGGCGGUCCCCUCCGAGGACAAGAAGAAAAUUGAGAAGAAGCCCGCCUCGAAAGAGAAGAAGCUGAGCGAAAAGGCCACCACCUUGGCUGACCGCAGCGCCAUCCUGGCCUUCAACCUCUACCAGGUGAUGGCCAAGGACAAGAGCUUGGAGAACAUCUUGGUGUCUCCCGUGGUGGUGGCCUCUUCGCUGGGGCUGGUGUCCCUCGGAGGAAAGGACACCACGGCGUCGCAAGCCAAAGCUCUCCUCAGCGCCAGCAAACUCAACGACGAUUAUAUCCACAGCGGACUCUCCGAGCUCCUGACCGACGUCAGCAACACCACGGCCAGGAACGUCACCUGGAAGCUCGGCAGCCGCCUCUACGGCCCCAGUUCCAUCAGCUUCGCGGAGGACUUUGUGCAAAACAGCAAGAAGCACUACAACUACGAGCAUUCGAAGAUCAACUUCCGAGACAAGCGUAGCGCCCUGAAAUCCAUCAACGAGUGGGCGGCCCAGACCACGGAUGGCAAGCUGCCCGAGGUCACCAAAGACGUGCAGAAGACCGACGGGGCCUUGAUUGUCAACGCCAUGUUCUUCAAACCGCACUGGAAUGAGAAGUUUCAUCACAAGAUGGUGGACAAUCGCGGCUUCAUGGUGACGCGGUCCUACACCAUCGGCAUUCCCAUGAUGCACCGUACAGGAUUGUACAAAUACUACGAGGACGAGGUGGAGAAGCUGCAGAUCGUGGAGAUGCCGUUGGCCCACAAACUCUCCAGCCUCAUCAUCAUCAUGCCGAACCAUGUGGAGUCCUUGGAACGCCUGGAGAAGCUGCUCACCCGGGAACAGCUGCAGAGUUGGCUGGGCAAGUUGAAGGAGCGGUCAGUGGCCAUCUCCUUGCCCAAGAUCAGCCUGGAGGUCAGCCACGACAUUCAGAAACACCUGGCCGACCUCGGUUUAACCGAAGCCGUGGAUAAGAACAAAGCUGACCUGUCCAAGAUCUCCGGCAAGAAGGACCUGUAUCUCUCCAGCGUUUUCCACGCGGCGGCCCUGGAACUGGACACAGAAGGGAACCCCUUCGACGCGGACCUCUACGGCCGCGAAGAAAUCCGGAACCCCAAACUCUUCUACGUCGACCAUCCCUUCCUUUUCCUGGUCAAGGACAAUAAGACCAACUCCGUCCUGUUUAUCGGCAGGCUGGUGAAGCCCAAAGGAGACAAAAUGCGGGACGAAUUGUAGUUUGCAUGCCGGGUUUAAGUCUCUUUUACAUCUCUUUUGAUUUGGUUUUUAUUUUUUAAAAAGAAAAUGAGAUUAAAAUAGGUGCUUUUUUAAAACCGGUGCUCCUCUUAAGCUUCGACUUGUUAAAAAAAAUUUUUUUUUGGGGUGGGGGUGGGGAUCAAAAGAUGGUGAGAUACGAAGUGGGAACAAGGGAAGUAGCAAAGGAAGAGGGCUUAAUUCUCCAGCACCCGUUUUGAACCCUACUUUGGGUUUUUUUACAGGUAGUUCUCCACUUACGACCAAAAUCGAGCCCAACACGUCUGUUGUUAAGUGAGACAGAUAUCUGUCAGUGAUUAUUUUUUUUUUUUGGCCCCAUUUUACAAUUUUUCUUGCCACAGUUGUUAAGCGAAUCACUGCAGCUGUUAAGAUAGUGGCACGGUCGUUAAGUGAAUCUGGCUCCCCCUCCCCCACCCCUUGACUUUGCUGCUCAAGCAGUCACCCCGGGACAUUGUGACGGUCGUAUAUAUGAAUCAGUUGCCAGGCGACCGAAUUUUGAUCCUGUGACCGUGAGGAUGCUGCAGCAGUCGUUAAGUCAUUUCCCCUCCCCCAACUCCAAACGGUCACUAAACAAACUGUCAUAAGUCGAGGACUGCCUGUGGUUUUAUCUGCCCUGGAAAGUUAAAUGCAGUCAGGGAUUUAGGAAGGUUUGUGUGUGUGUGUGUGUGUGUGUAAUUCAUGUGCUGCUUUCCAGAAAAAGUGAUCUGUUCAGGUUUUGGGGAUCUUUUCCUAAAGAUAACGGCACGAGAUGGUUAAAUUGUCACUUGAUCCGAGUUUGGGCUUGUGAGACUGUAAGCAUGGGACAGACAACGAAAGGCGUUCCUUAUCUGUUUUGACAGGUUCACACUGCUGCACAACUUAGUAUGCAUUUUUUUUUUGAGAAUGCGGUCGUCCUCCACUUAUGACCCCCAUGGGGCUAAGCAAGCCAGCCGGUUGUUAAGUGAAUCUCUCCUGAUUUUAUAACUUCCUUGGCCAUGUGGUUGUUAAGCAGAUCCAACUUCCUGCAUUGAUUUAUUUUUUUUUGGGGUCGAAUUUUGUUCGCACGACGGUUGAGGAAGCUGCGGUGGUUCUGUGAGGACUGUUCAUAAGCCGGCUUUUUUCCCUCUGGGUGAUAUCGUAACUUCGAAGCCGCUGUAGGAGCGGUCGUACGUUGAGGACUGCCAGCACGGCAACUUGCCAGUAAUAAUCUGCAGAGAGAGACCGGAUACCUCCCCAAGUAGUUUUAAAACCUAGGCCUUAAGAGGAAUUGGGAAUUUUGGCUUACCGCAAAUGUUCCAUGUUAAGCACCAUCAGUAAUGUGUUUCCCCGAAAAUAAGACCCCGUCUUUUUUUUUACCCCCACCAAAAGGCACCAGGUCUUAUUUUGGUGAGAUGUCAUCCGCUGACUCACCUCACUUGCGCGCAUCACUCCCAAUGGAGGGAUUCAAGUAAUUUAACAACCGGUUCUCUGUUGGAUUUCUUCCAACAACCAGUUUGCCAAACGGCUCAGAAAGUUUUAACAACCGGUUCUCCCGAAGUGGUGCGAACUGGCUGAAUCCCACCACUGAUCGCUCCCCCAGCCUCCUUUUUUGCUGUCAAGAGGCCUUCAAGACCUUCUUCUGUGGCCAUCAAGCUUUCCUGAAGGUCCCCGCAGCUGAUACGAGCGCUCUGGAUCGAUCCAAAGCUGUUAUUGGUGGCAGAGGCUUUCAGGAAAGCAUUGCCAGCUGCAGAAGAAAUGAGCCGGCAAGGCAGGUGUUGGGGUCUAUGAGACCUGGCUGCAAGGGCCUCUGGUGGCUCAGACUGCUAAGACAGUCUGUUAUUAACACAGCUGCUUGCAAUUACUGCAGGUUCAAGUCCCACCAGACCCAAGGUUGACUCAGCCUUCCAUCCUUUAUAAGGCAGGUAAAAUGAGGACCCAGAUUGUUGGGGGGCAAUAAGUUGACUUUGUAUAUAAUAUACAAAUGGAUGAAGACUAUUGCUUGACAUAGUGUAAGCCGCCCUGAGUCUUCAGAGAAGGGCGGGAUAUAAAUGCAAAUAAUAAUAAAGUGUCGGAAGGUAAGUAGUAGGGCAACUUCACCCCCACCAUCUGCACCCUAGCUUAACUUUUACCUGUGCACUGUAGCCGGCGGGGUCUUAAUUAGGGCUUAUUUUGGAGGUAGGGUUUAUAUUGGGUGCAUGUGCAAAAACCAUGCUAGGACUUCGGGGUAGGUCGUAUUUUUGGGGAAACGCGGUAUUUUAAUUCAUUUAAAAAAACAGAAACAUUUUUUAUUAUUUUUAUUUUAAAUUUAAAUUUGACUUGGCUCCACUGACUUGAGGCUAUCCAGGCACAUGUAGACAUAAUAUUUAAAGUCCUUGCUGAGUGAGAGUUAUUUGCAUUUUCAGUUUUAUGAAACGGAACAGCCAAGUCCUGACGGUUUUAGCCCUAGAGGGGAGCCAAGUCAAACCGGCAGCUGGUCUUGUAUUUCCGAGAAGACAAAACGGUGAUUUUAGACUUAAAAUGGAUGUUUUCCACUCCAGCAUUGCGGAAAUUAUGAUUUGCUGGCGUUUUGACGUAGUUUUGUGUUUUCUCAGUACUUCAGAUCAUAAUCUUCCAAGCCUUGGCUGGGGAUAAUGGUGUUGCAGACCCAUCGAGGGAGAAAAGAUGGAGAAAUUAUACCACGGGUGUAAUAAAUAUGCAGGAGUUAGAAAAUGAGGGUCUCGAUUAAAUCUGAUAGGUAAAAUGUGCAGACUUUUUGGAAUCAAACUGGAUAUUCCCAGUCGAGUGCAUAUUCUUUCCACCGAUGGUGAUGUACCUAGAAUGUGCCUUAACCAGGUUAAGUAAGCCUUAACCAGGUUUGUUUGCAGAGCAGGCGAAACCUCGGUUUCUUGGUGCAAUAUACACGCGCCAAGCAAUGUGCACUAAUUCACAUUUUGCAGCAGUCCUGCACAAAUCUUAAAGCUUUGAAGAUUCAAGCACGCUUCUGAAAGGGCCAGACUUGGGGAAAAUAGAAAAAUGGACACACGCAGCCUGUCUCCUUUUCUAAGUUCAUGCCUUUCCCAUGUUACAUGUGUGAGCAGCCUCUCUGCCAAGGGGUGGACCUCAAGAUGGUCUUUGUAACACACACACACUGAACUGCAGGGCACGGUGGGAUGAUGGUGCUAUCGCGGGUUAAAGGGCGGCUGGGUGAAUUAAGCCAUGUUUUUUGUGACUCGGAGGUCUGUUCCUCACCACGCACAACUUUGUUGUACAAUUUUUGCAAUAAAGUAUUUUUCAGUGAA